Molecule: messenger RNA, 909 nt
Organism: Micromonas commoda
Lineage: Eukaryota; Viridiplantae; Chlorophyta; Mamiellophyceae; Mamiellales; Mamiellaceae
Exons: 1
Coding region: 1-909 (302 amino acids)
Source: RefSeq, a predicted model, not a curated record
AUGGCGACCCUCGCAUCGCACCUCGCGGCGGUGACAGCGCGUCCAUCGCACCGGCUCGUCGCCCGCUCCGCGUCGGCGCGUCACCGGGCGGUGACGCAUCGCCCGGUGACGACGGCGUCGUCGUCGUCAUCCGCCGACGCGGCCGAUGCGUCCACGUCGACGUCGGCCGCCGAGGCGUUGCUCCUCUCGAGACUCGAGUCCGUCUCCAAGACCCGCGGGGCUUCCGCGACCCCCGCGGACGAGCGCGCCAUCGCCGACGCCGUGACCGCGCUGGAACUCGCCGGGGGCUUGGAGCGACCCGCGACGCGCGAGGAGAUCACCGGCACGUGGCGCCUCCUCUACACGAGCAAGAGCGACUUCGACGCUCGGAACCCGCUGGGCUCGCGCGUCGACGGCACCGCGCCGGGCAUCGAGGGGUUCUUCACGUCCAUCUUCGGCGACGACGACGGGCGGAAGAUGGCGGAAGGGGUCCGGGGAAGCUCGUCCCCGAUCCAGCGCACCGUCACCUCGCUCGAGGCGUUCACCAUCCAGCAAGCCAUCCGCCUGGGAUCGCGAACGGGGAAAGACGACAGGGUGGACCAGGUGGUGCAGUUUGGCGAAAACGGACACCUCAGGCUCAGCGCCGCCGCGAGCGUCGACGCGGCGAGCUCCCCGAGCCGCAUAGAUUUCACCUUCGACCUGGCGUACUUCGAGAUUAAGGCGACGCCGCUCGGGCCGCUGCCCUUUGGACCCGUUCGACUGCCGUAUCCGGUGCCGUUUCGAAUCUUGGGCGACGAAGCCAAGGGGUGGCUCGACACGACGUACCUGGGCGAGAACGUGCGGAUAUCCAAGGGGAACAAGGGCACGACGUUCGUGCUGGUGAGGGAGGCGACGGACGGCACGGGGGUGCCGCUGCCGUACGAGUUUUAA